UUUACAAAAUUCCGUUUUCCUUUUUUACACCUUUGUUUCUUUACCUCUCACUAUCAUGUCAGUAAUAAAAAUACCCAUUCUAGAUCGCUUGACAUUCAGAGAUUACCAAAGUUUGAUCUUCACUAUUCUCUUCUUUCUGUUUGAGAGCAUCAUAAGAAUUAUUGUCAUGAUUAUGCCAAAGUUUCUAAUUCAAAUAAUUAAUGCUGCCAUUGGCUCUGUAUUCCCUUGGUUAUCUCGGGCUGAAAAUGAGCCACAUGUAAGCCCACUGGAAAAAGCAGAAGGUUUCGAGCGAAUGGUCAGACACUGGAAAAACUAUAAUUGCGAACAGCAUAUUGUACGUACACAAGACGAUUACCUUUUAUGCGUACACCGUAUUCCAUCUGUGAAACCUCAACAUUAUGACAACGUAAAGCGGAAUAAAGAAUUUCAGUUUAAAGAAGGCAUCGAAGUAGUGGAUAACCUGCACAAGUUCAUGCAAGAAAAGAGACCGAGAGAGAAGGGUGAAUAUAAGGGGAAACCCGUGGUCUUACUAUACCAUGGCUUUUUGAUGUCGUCUGAGGUCUGGGUAUCCAAUACUGAGGAAUACAGCAAUUUACCGUUUAUUCUGGCAAAACAGGGUUAUGAUGUUUGGCUUGGUAAUGCGCGUGGUAACAAGUAUUCUCAGUACCAUGUUCAUAUCAGUCCCAAUCAUCAAUCAUUCUGGAAUUUCUCGCUAAACGAAUUUGCAAUGCGUGAUAUGCCUGACACUGUUGAUUAUAUUUUGGCAGAAACAGGUGCUCCCAAUUUAACUUACAUUGGAUUCUCGCAGGGUACUGCUCAGGCAUUUGCAGGUCUGUCAGUCAAUUCAGAUUUAAACAGCAAAGUCAAUCUGUUUAUUGCCAUGGCUCCAGCAACAACUCCUAAGGGUUUACAGCACCCCUUAAUUGAUGCUUUUGUCAAAGCAACACCCAGUGUGAUAUAUCUCAUGUUUGGAAGAAAGACACCUCUCAAAUUAGCCCUGUUCUGGCAACGUAUUAUUAGCCCUCCUCUCUUUGUGAAAGUUAUUGAUGCAAGUGUUAGAUUCCUGUUUGGAUGGACGGGAGCCAACAUGACUAGCGAUCAGAAGGUCGUUAGCUAUCAGCACCUGUACAGUCUGACCAGUGUUAAGUCUCUAGUGCAUUGGUUCCAAAUCAUUCGAACUGGACAGUUCCAAAUGUAUGAUGAAAUGCCUAGCCGACUUCCUUAUCACACAGUUAAUUCUGUUGAAGAUCAUAUACCACCUCGGUUCCCUACACUUCAGAUCACAACCCCCAUUGCUAUAUUUUACGGACGUUCUGAUUCGCUUGUAGAUUUUAAUGUAUUAUCAGCAGACCUGCCUUCGCCUUUAGCCUACGUCAAGUCCAUCGAAAAAUGGGAACAUCUGGACUUUUUAUGGGCAGAGGGUAUCGAGAAAAUUGUAUAUCCUGAUGUUUUAAAGCUGCUGCAAAAAUUCAAUCCUCACUCUAGUUCUCAAGUAAAGGAAGGUCAUAAGAAUGAUGAUAUAGAAGAACACGUUUUAUUAUCAUAAAUAAAAGAAACA
This is a messenger RNA of Mucor mucedo, 1558 nucleotides long. RefSeq names its product Alpha/Beta hydrolase protein. The record is from RefSeq and is a predicted model, not a curated record. NCBI's taxonomy places the organism in Eukaryota, Fungi, Mucoromycota, Mucoromycetes, Mucorales, Mucoraceae. The transcript is spliced from 6 exons. The coding region runs from base 56 to 1546 and encodes 496 amino acids.